AUGGAAACCGAAGCAGAAACUGCACAAAGCAAUGACAGCAGCACCAAAAGAAAGAGAAAAAACAGCAAAUCUGAAACUCAUGAACAUAAAAACAAAAAAACCCAGGCAGAAAAGGAUUAUCCCCCUCUGCCACCUUCAACUUACGUGCCACCCCCCCCUGCAGUACCCAAUUCGGCCCAAACCAACCCACUAGACGAUUCUACAGUGCAAACCCAAAUGACAACUCUAACUCCAAACAAAAACAUUCACGUAGCUGAUAACUAUACCCCCCCAGCAACAAAAAAAGCAGCUCAGCCGGGCCCAGCUGCACUGGACGCAAAGGAAAACAUUCCUCCAAUCGUCCUAAGGAUGAAAAACAGAUGGACCAUGAUCUCUAAAGAGAUAAGCAGGCAAGGCUGGUCAUUUAACAAGGCAACAAACAUCCACGACGGCAUCAAAUUCCAACCUACUGAUAUCAACUCUUUUAGAAAAAAACAGCCUUCCUUACAUCUAACAAGGAAGAAUACCAUACUUAUUAACUGCCGGAGGAAAAACUAA
Messenger RNA from Brassicogethes aeneus, 537 nucleotides. Lineage: Eukaryota; Metazoa; Arthropoda; Insecta; Coleoptera; Nitidulidae. The record is from the annotation of a GenBank genome assembly.